UCCGUAGCCCCUGGGACAAUUCCGGAGACAUUCUACCUGUCCAUCUACCCUCCAUCUCUCUGAGGACUCUCUACCCAGCCUUUCCAUCUAGACCGUCUCCAGGCCAUCCCUUCCCCGACUACUCCCUCUGUCCCGGCCGCCUAGCUCCACCACCUUGGGUUGCCAUGACGUCUGGAGAGCCCCUGCACGUCAAGACCCCCAUCCGUGACAGCAUGUCCCUGUCCAAAGUGGCAGGCACCAGUGUCUACCUCAAGAUGGACAGUGCCCAACCUUCGGGCUCCUUCAAGAUCCGCGGCAUUGGACACCUGUGCAAGAAUUGGGCUGAGCAAGGCUGUGAACAUUUCGUCUGCUCCUCGGCGGGCAACGCGGGCUUGGCAGCCGCCUAUGCUGCCAGGAAGCUGGGGAUCCCCGCCACCAUCGUGGUGCCCAGUACCACACCUGCCCUCACCAUCGAGCGCCUCAAGAAUGAGGGUGCCAUAGUCAAGGUGGUAGGUGAGAUGUUGGACGAGGCCUUCGAGCUGGCCAAGGCCCUGGCAAAGAACAACCCAGGCUGGGUCUACAUUCCUCCCUUUGAUGACCCCCUCAUCUGGGAAGGCCACACUUCCAUCGUGAGGGAGCUGAAGGAGACGCUGAGCGCCAAGCCAGGGGCCAUCGCGCUGUCAGUGGGUGGCGGGGGCCUGCUGUGCGGAGUGGUCCAGGGGCUGCGGGAGGUGGGCUGGGGAGAUGUGCCUAUCAUCGCUAUGGAGACCGUCGGAGCCCACAGCUUCCACGCUGCCACCACUGCCGGCAAGCUCGUCUCCCUGCCCCAGGUUACCAGUGUGGCCAAGGCCCUGUGCGUGAAGACCGUGGGGGCUCAGGCCCUGAAGCUAUUUCAGGAACACCCCAUCUUCUCUGAAGUCAUCUCGGACCAGGAGGCUGUGGCUGCCAUUGAGAAGUUCGUGGAUGACGAGAAGAUCUUGGUGGAGCCCGCCUGUGGGGCAGCCCUGGCCGCCGUGUACAGCCGUGUGAUUCAGAAGCUGCAAGGAGAAGGCAAGCUCCGGGCCCCGCUGUCCUCCAUCGUGGUCAUUGUCUGUGGCGGCAGCAACAUCAGUCUGGGCCAGCUGCAGGCCCUCAAGGAACAGCUGGGCAUGAAGAACGGGCUGCCCAAGUGAGGGACCAUCCCCACCCGUCUGCCUCCUCUCCCCUGGGGACCCCUGGAGGAGCUGGAGUUUUAUCCAGCCCCUCGCUGUAAAUAUUCAUGUGUCUGCCUGGGAACAUGCUGGGGCAGCCGGUUAGUUUCUCAGUCCCACGAGCCCGCUGUGCCGAGGGGCCGCUCCGAGGUGGAGCCGGGCCAGCAGCCAGCGAGGCCAUGAA
Neogale vison (American mink) is the source of this 1353-nucleotide messenger RNA. It is a transcript of the gene SDS, whose product is annotated as serine dehydratase. Gene Ontology annotation, molecular function: pyridoxal phosphate binding; threonine deaminase activity; L-serine ammonia-lyase activity. Gene Ontology annotation, biological process: L-threonine catabolic process; L-serine catabolic process. Bases 165 to 1151 code for a protein of 328 amino acids. NCBI's taxonomy places the organism in Eukaryota, Metazoa, Chordata, Mammalia, Carnivora, Mustelidae. The transcript is spliced from 8 exons. The record is from RefSeq and is a predicted model, not a curated record.